Artibeus jamaicensis (Jamaican fruit-eating bat) is the source of this 1562-nucleotide messenger RNA. RefSeq names its product alanine--glyoxylate aminotransferase (gene AGXT). NCBI's taxonomy places the organism in Eukaryota, Metazoa, Chordata, Mammalia, Chiroptera, Phyllostomidae. Gene Ontology annotation, molecular function: L-alanine:glyoxylate transaminase activity; L-serine:pyruvate transaminase activity. The record is from RefSeq and is a predicted model, not a curated record. The transcript has 11 exons. Gene Ontology annotation, cellular component: peroxisome. The coding region runs from base 174 to 1352 and encodes 392 amino acids.
UCAGGGGCGACUCCAAGGGUGCACACAGGCCAGGCGCUGGGUCACAGCCGCAGGCAGGCAGCUCCUGACAUUGCCUACACCCGCCAUCCAGCCAGGGGCAGCUGGGAAGAGCUCUGCACUCUGACCUCGGCCAGGGAGGCCCUGGGACCCGGGCAGCAGGCUGGGUGCAGACCAUGGCCUCAUACCCACUGUUGGUGGCCCCCCCGGAGGCCCUGCUGAAGCCCAUGUCUGUGCCCAGACAGCUCCUGCUGGGGCCCGGCCCCUCCAACCUGGCUCCACGUGUCCUGGCGGCCGGGGGACAGCAGAUGAUCAGUCACAUGCACAAAGACAUGUACCAGAUAAUGGAAGAAAUCAAGCAAGGCAUCCAGUACGUGUUCCAGACCAAGAACCGCCUCACCCUCGCCAUCAGUGGCUCGGGGCACGCUGCCAUGGAGGCCGCCCUAUUCAACCUGCUGGAGCCCGGGGACUCCUUCCUGGUCGGGGUCAACGGCAUCUGGGGCCAGCGGGCCGCUGAGGUCGGAGAGCGCCUGGGAGCCCGCACGCACCGGAUGACCAAGGACCCCGGAAGCCACUGCUCGCUGCAGGAGGUGGAGGAGGGCCUGGCCCGGCACAAGCCGGUGCUGCUCUUUCUGACCCAAGGGGAGUCCUCCAGCGGCGUGCUGCAGCCCCUCGACGGCUUUGGGGCGCUGUGCCGCAGGUACCAGUGCCUGCUCCUGGUGGACUGCGUGGCCUCCCUGGGUGGGACCCCCAUCCACAUGGACCAGCAAGGCAUCGACGUCUUGUACUCGGGCUCCCAGAAGGUCCUGAACGCCCCUCCAGGCACGGCGCUCAUCUCCUUCAGUGACAAGGCCAGAGACAAGGUCUACGCCCGGAAGACGAAGCCCCACUCCUUCUACCUGGACAUCAAGCUGCUGGCCAACUUCUGGGGCUGUGACGACGAGCCCAGGAUGUACCACCACACCACCCCCGUCAUCAACUUGUUCGGCCUGAGAGAGAGCCUGGCGCUCAUCGCGGAAGAGGGCCUGGAGAACAGCUGGCAGCGCCACAGGGAGGUCACCUCCUACCUGCACGGGCGUCUGCAGGAGCUGGGCCUGCAGCUCUUCGUGAAGAAUCCCGCGCUGCGGCUGCCCACUGUCACCACCGUGGCGGUGCCCGCCGGCUACAACUGGAGAGACAUCAUCAGCUACCUCAGAGACCGCUUCUCCAUAGAGAUCACCGGUGGCCUCGGGCCCUCCUUAGGGAAGGUGCUACGCAUCGGGCUCCUGGGCUGCAACGCCACCAGGGAGAACGUGGACCGCGUGACCGAGGCCCUGAAGGAGGCACUGCAGCACUGCCCCCGGAACAAGCUGUGACCCAGCCACCUGGCCAGGCCCUCCUGGAGGGGCGGGGGGCCCAGACGGGGUCUGCGAGGCCGACAGGCUGCUGCCAGCCCCCGAGGCCCUUCUCCUUCCUGGUCAGGAUGCACAGCUCCUCCCAAGUGACCUGCAGCCCCCAGGCCCCUGGCCUCCUAGGAGUAUUCAAUAAAGAGCAGGCGGCCAUCUGUCCUCUCUAUGUGGGGCUGG